AUGUCCCAUCACUUUCCUAGAUGGGUCUGUCAUGGAGAAGAUCCUCUAGAGGCGAAGCUUGCGCAUGCGAAAUAUGCAGAGAGCUUGGUUGACUAUAUGGGUGAAAUGGUCAUAUCACAGUCUUUAUCCGAAUGCAAUAGUACUUCAAUAUCCAUGCCUUGUUUUCCUACAACUUUGAGAUCACAUAGUCUCCCUUCUGGUUUGAAUGAAGUUUCAGUCGGACCUGUUGCUUCUUGUGACCAGAAUGACUUGAUGUGGGUACAGCCUGGAGAUAUAAAUGGUUUGAAGGGGCAGCUGGUAAAGUUGCUUGAACUGUCAGGAGGAUGUCUGUCUCUUACUCGUGUACAUGCUGAGUACCAGAAAAUUUUUGGGAGGCCUCUUUACAUUUCAGAAUACGGGGAAGUCAAACUUGUGAAUCUUCUCAAGAAAGUGACGCCCUGGUUUUGGUAA
Ilex paraguariensis (yerba mate) is the source of this 450-nucleotide messenger RNA. NCBI's taxonomy places the organism in Eukaryota, Viridiplantae, Streptophyta, Magnoliopsida, Aquifoliales, Aquifoliaceae. The record is from the annotation of a GenBank genome assembly.